GUUGGGGGGCGCUAUUGUGAGUCAAAACCCGCUGUUGGGCUGAAACAACGGAAGAAGAAAGUUUGCGGGAAAAGUGAACCGAUAACAGCGGAAGAGUGGGGAAAAACAAGAUUUUUUAAAAAACGACAUGAAACCCCCCAAUGACGCUGAGGUUAAAAGGGGGAUUUCUGUCCUGUGGGAGACCCUGCAGUGCCCCAUUUGUCUGGACUUGUUGAUCCAACCUGUUUCCACCAAAUGUGACCAUCAGUUUUGCAAGUUUUGUUUGCUGAAGCUGUUGGACAACACCAAACUCAGCAGAGCUGACUGCCCAGUGUGUAAAGAAAAGAUAACCAAGAGAAGUUUGCACGAGAGCCCAGGUUUUCAGAGGCUCGUCACAGGACUGCAAGACAUGAUCCAGGCUUAUGAACGUGACACUGGCACAAACUACUUCACUGGACUGGCCCAGGAAGGCAGACGAUCUCUCAGUGUCAGCAAUGACAAAGGAGUGGAUGGGACAGCCAACAGCGCGGAGGGUGUUGAAAAGACUCUUCCCAGUUCUCACUCAUCAACUAUAGCAGCCCUCGAUGGAUUUGCAAGGGUCAUGGGAAUUGAAGAUUCCAAUCCUUUGACGACAGACGGCGGCGUUCAGGACGGGAGUCUCGGAGGCUCGAAUGAAAUUUCAGAACCGAUCGAGGCAACAUCCAGGCUUGUAACUCCAAGGAAAGGCCGAAAGGACCAAGUUGUGCCGGCGGUUAGCAAAAGUCAACCCUGCAGGCAGAAGCGGAAAAAAAAUGAGGAGCCGGAGCAGAUCUCUGAGAACAGGAAGAAGGAAAGCGUGGAGAAGGUCGCCGAGUGGCUCAUGAAAGUUCCUGCUGAGGAGAGCCUUAAGUUGGAGGAACGCGCGGAGGUCGCCCACGUCACAGACGAUUCGGACAGUUCUGCGUCCACGCUGGAUGUCAAGAACUUCAACAAGAAGGUGCAAUCCACCAAAACGCUUGAGAAUAAGGUGUUUGGGGCCACUUACAAACGAGACCGGAGAAGCAACCGAAGCACCAGCACUAAACCGCUGUCACACUCCACGGAAAAGCCACCUAAGAAGAAGAAGAAGAUGACGACCAGCCUGACUCCUUCUGACUUUACAAAAAGCCCCGAAGGAAACUGUGAAAAUUAUCUCAACGUGUCUGCAACGAUGGAUGUCUCCGAAGAAGCGGGAAACUGUGAAAUUCACAAGAAGGAUCCAGACAAACCUUCCGAAAGGGAUGAAAAUAACAGCAAAGGCGACAGUCUCAGCCGCGAAACCCUUCAGCCUGAACGGAAGCGUAGAAAGCGGUUGAUUAGCACCUUGCAGCAGGUCGACUCUGAUUUGCGGGCCAAAGCGCAGAGGGAACGUUCUGCUCCGAAAAAAGCAGACAGGCGGAAAGGUCCCUCUCAAAAAGGAAAGUCCGCCAGAGCUUUGAACCCCCUGGUCCUUGUUGGAGUUCAAAACCAAGACCGUGCCACUGAGAGUAAGCUUCCAGCAGAGUCUGUGCAGGUUCAUAUCGAAAACUACCCGAGCAGCGAGGACCAGGAGGCGCCCGUUACAACAGGCGCAAGGAGAAGCAGGCGGCUUCAGCUGUCUUUCCAGAACGUCCCGCAGCGAGCGCCCAAGAAAGCUGCAACUCGCCAGGAAGCAAAAGCACACGGAAAGGACGUCAAAGACGGCGAAAGGUCAGAUUUUUCAGAAGUCAACGCUUGCAAAAUUAAUGGAUGCGUUUAUGACAAAAACAUAUGUGUCAUCGAAAACAUGGAGCUCUCCCGUCUGGAGAAUCUUGUUCAGGGAGUUCCUCCCGUUGAAACCAAUGCAGGUACGGAUCCUGACCCACAUCUUGUCCCAGGUAAUGCGAGUCCGAUCGGGGGGGCUCCGGAAAAUCCAGCACCUCGUUCGAGUCAGAGUUCCUUGGCAGAAAAGGAGGAGGACCGUAACGACAGCGAGGUGGACAUUGACCAGCUCCUCAGGAGCUUCAACACCACAAAAAGGAAGUCGUUCCGCCUCACCCGUUCAAUGACAAAUCGGCGCGUGGAUGAAGCACACGUGCAGAGUCCGGACAAGAGCAGCCCGACUACACUACAAGACCCGUCCACCAAACAGCAGUCGACAGACCUCGCCAACCCGUCAUCUUUGAGCGAUUUGAUCCCCCCGACCGAUUUGCCCAAAAGGAAAGUGGAUGUCGAUGGUGCAGCUGCUCUUGUUCUUCUCCGCAGUACUGUCAGCAGUGCCCUCAGCCCCAACAAAGUGACAACGCGUGAAGCCGAAAGCCCUCUCGUGUCACUUUUCCCUCAGGUGGUGGAUUCUGGUCUCUGUUUUUAUGAGCGCCAGGAGAUUGCAGAAAGUGUGGUUGAAUCGUCUCCAAAGGAGCACCCCAGGGACCUGAUCGAGAACCCCACCGCCUCUGGAAACCAGUUGUCACCUGCGUCCCAGCAUCUGCUGAACACUGACAGCUCCUUGACUCCGGACGGCCUCGGACUUCGGCCGGCCCAGUCGCCCCACGGAACCCAGACAAGCAUCCAGUCGUCCAUCCAGAGCGUCUCUGGCCGCAGGACGCUAAAGAGGACUCGCAGGCUGCAGUCCUCUUCGGAGUCACAGAGCAGCCCCAACAAGGUGUUGCCCACUUUGGCGCAAAAUUUCCAUGAGGUGCCUCAGGGCGGCUGUGUCCAGGAUGGUGCUGAAGCUGAUGGGCAAGAAGUUAAGGAUGUCUCUGCGGGGUGUUCAGAUCCAGACUGCAUUCCCUCCAGCCAAGCGUCCGUCGACUUGUUCGACCCUCCAGAUGAAUGUGAUGUAGCAAUUAACGGCACAAGCGUGUCUGUGGAGUCAUCGCAAUUCACAAGCGAGGUUCUCCUUACGCAGCAAAAGCUGGAGAUGAAGAAGGAGUUGGAAGGCCUGUGGAAGUUGAUGACGGUGGUGUCCGAGGUGCUCCAGGAGAAGGAGGCCAACCCUGCUGUGUGCCCUGAGGUGCACAAAUCCAUCCCACGUGGCCCGGACUGUCCAGACUGGAAAGCCCGUGAAGGUGAUGAGGAGCCCAGAAGGUGUCCCCGUGAUGGAGAAGAGUUAGCUCAACCCACUGUAGAGUUAUCGUCACCAGGACUAGCUGGGAAAAGCGUUGCAGAUUCAACUUUAACCUCUAAAGACAGGGACAACAAGACUCGAGAGAGAGACUCCAGCAGAGCUGAAAUGGUUCUGGUGUCCUCAGGUUUGGCACGUGCUGAUCAGAUCGCAGUGAAGAGGUUUGCUAAGAGUGUCGGCGCUCGUGUGGUUUCCCGGGUGACGGCAGAGGUGACUCACAUAGUCAUGUGCACAGAUGAACAUCUUGUAUGCGAGCGUACCCUCAAGUACUUCCUUGGCAUUGCGGGCAGGAAGUGGGUGGUGAGUUUCCAGUGGAUCGCUGAGUGCUUCAAGCGAAAGAAGCUCUUGGACGAGAGCUUAUUUGAAGUGAGGGGCGACGUGGUAAACGGGUCCGACCACUUGGGCCCAAUGAGAGCUCGCACCACCAGUGACGACAAUCUUCUGAUGAAGGGCUACGAAAUCUGCUUCCAGGGACCUUUCACAGACAUGACCACAGAGGAAAUGGAGUGGAUGGCGCAGCUGUGUGGGGCCGCGGUGGCCAAAGACCCGCUGCUGCUCGACAGCAAACAGAAGUCCAAGCAGCUCGUGAUCGUUCAGCCUGGAUCAGAACCAUGCUCGUACAGCAGUCUUGCCAAACAGGCUACAGUUGUGACUCGCGGUUGGUUGUUGGACUCGGUGGCCACCUACACACUCCAAGGCUACGACAACUACCUCACGAUUAGGAAUGCACACGGUGGACGGGUGGAUCAGCUGGAAAGCUUUGGCCUCACAGUUCUGAGGUCCCGGGUUCAAUCCCGGCCCUGCCUGUGUGGAGUUGGCGUGUUCUCCCCGUGCCUGCGUGGGCACUUCGGUUUCCUCCCACAUCCCAAAAAACAUCCAACAUUGAUUGGACACUCUAAAUUGCCCCUCGGUGUGAUUGUGAGUGUGGCUGUUUGUCUCGAUGUGCCCUGCGAUUGGCUGGCAACCCGUUCAGGGUGUACCUCCGCCUCCUGCCCGUUGACAGCUGGGAUAGGCUCUGGCACGCACCGCGACCCUUGCGGGGAUAAGCGGCAAAAAAAUGAAUGGAUGGAAGAAUACACGCCUGUGAGUAUCGUUAUAUUGCCUCUCUACGUGUUGCUGUGCCUUUUGUGUUCCUCGGUACUACUACUUUAGCCCGUCUGGAUUUUGCAUUAUGUAUUGGCAUUAAAUUAGCAGACAAAAGUUAUGUUGUUUGGUGACAAACCCAAUACGUAAUUGUCUUUUUGUUGAUUAGUUUGGCAGCAGAUUUAAAAUAAUUGCCCCCACCCCAAAAAUAGAUAAC
This is a messenger RNA of Syngnathoides biaculeatus (alligator pipefish), 4379 nucleotides long. RefSeq names its product breast cancer type 1 susceptibility protein homolog. The record is from RefSeq and is a predicted model, not a curated record. Gene Ontology annotation, biological process: negative regulation of fatty acid biosynthetic process; chordate embryonic development; double-strand break repair via homologous recombination. The coding region runs from base 128 to 4231 and encodes 1367 amino acids. Gene Ontology annotation, molecular function: ubiquitin-protein transferase activity; metal ion binding. Gene Ontology annotation, cellular component: BRCA1-A complex; plasma membrane; BRCA1-BARD1 complex. NCBI's taxonomy places the organism in Eukaryota, Metazoa, Chordata, Actinopteri, Syngnathiformes, Syngnathidae. The transcript is spliced from 22 exons.